GCGAUACAUUUGUAAAGCGUGGAUCAGAUGGCUCUAUCGAGGAUAUUCGUAUCGGAUAUUUCCGAAUAUUUAUUUCAGUUUUCGAUCACCGGUAGAUGUCAGUAAAAAGCAUGAGAAGGGUAUAUGUUGAAAUGAAGUUUAUGUAUAGUAAGUUAAGUGGUUGAUCAAUAUGGGUCCAAAUCAGUAUUUAUACGUUGGAAGUCAACUCUUUCCAAACUUGAAAUAAACCAACUUGAAUCCAAAGCUAAAUUCAUUGCAGUAACUUUGUGUAUGUAAUUAAUCUGCGGGAGGAUGUGAGUUGAAUUGACUGGGCCACUUUGAAAGCCAAAACAAAUGUAGUUACGAAAGUAUAUUGAUAAUGGAUAAUCCUAGUCAUCAGGCCAAACACAGUAUAACCGACGAAAGAGUCUUCUUAGAUUUAUUGCAACGGGAUAUGGAAACACUCUGUCAAUCUUUUUGGUCAGGCAAAUGCAAUGGUCCUCAGUUUCCUGCCUGUAGUUGGGUCCUGUAUGGAAGCCCGUGCGAGGCUGUCCUGGAGACCCCGCGCUGCCUGCACCUCAAUCGUCUCGGUUGACAUGGAUGAUGAAGACGGCAGGUGCCUGCUAGAUGUAAUUUGUGACCCUCAAGCACUCAACGACUUUCUUCAUGGAUCAGAGACCCAUCUGGACACUGAUGACCUUUUGGAUGGCUCAAGUGACCCCUCAAGCUCGUUCUUCUCUACUGCUGGGGACCAUGUUCCCGAGAUCCAGCCGGCCGUCCAGCUGUCUGUCAGCGAGCCGCCAGGCCUGCCCAGAGUCAGCGUGGACCUGGACUUCCUGGAGGACGAUGACAUCCUGGGCGGCUCUCCGGGUGGCGGGGAAGGCGGGAGCAACGGCAUCGGGACCAAUCACGAGCCGUGUGACAUCCUGCAGCAGAGCCUGGCGGAGGCCAAUAUCACAGAGCAGAGCCUGCAGGAGGCCGAGGAAGAGCUGGACCUGGGAUCCUUUGGCAUACCGGGCCUGGCACAGGUGGUCCAGACUCUACCGGAUGCCAGCCUGUCUGGGGCUGGGGGCACUGCAGUCGGUGUAGGAAUAGGAGUAGGUGUCGGGGGAGCGAUCUUCCCGGGGCCAGGCCCUAGUAUCACUGCCACACCUCCCAAUGCCACGGCUGACAUGCUGGGAUCAGUCCUGGCUCAUCAGGGCCUACAGCUCCAGUCCCAGGUCAUGAACAAGGCUAUAAGUGUUCAGCCCUUCAUGCAGCAAGUAGGCCUUGGAAAUGUAACUCUUCAACCGAUUUCAAGUCUCCAAGCUCUUCCUAAUGGGAGUCAGUCUGGACAUUUGGGCAUCGGACAGAUACAAGUAGUGGGUCAGCCCACUGUUAUGACUAUAAACCAGUCUGGGCAGCCUAUCCUGGCCAAAGCCAUGGGUGGCUACCAGCUGCACCAGCCGGGGCCUGAGGCUGCCGGCGCAGGGACGCAGGCGGGGCUCGGAGGAUCCGUCCUGAGCUCUGGAGGGGGACUUUUGAUCCAAGGGGGCAAAGCCACUCUGGGAUCUCCUGCUUUAAACGGACCUGCGGUAUGCGUCAGCAGCAGCACCAGCAGCAGCAGCAGCACUAUGACGACUCCUGCUGGCCUCGUGGGCUUCGGCAAUACCCCCCUGAGCACGGGGCUCGGACCCCAGGCACAAGCGCAAGGUCAAAUCAUGCAGAUCAUCCAACGCACUCCGACCCCCAUCCAACCCAAACCCCCCCAAGGGGGAGCCAUCCAACCCAAAAUCUUCAAGCAGCAGCCGCAGCAGCAGCAGCAGCCAGUGCCCCAUCCCCUGCAAAACGAUGCCAACAAGGCUCUAGGGGUGCAGCAAGUCCCAGUUUCCGCUGCUCAGAAUGUAGCCUUUCUGACGGGCAAGCCAGGCUCUAAUGUUGUCCUGAGCACACAGGCUGCGUCUCAGGGCCCCCAGUUCCAACAGACCCUGUUCAAGCAGCAAGGAGCCCACACGUCAGGCAAGCCUCUCAGUGUGCACUUGUUGAAUCAAUCGGGUAGCAUCGUUAUUCCCUCCCAGACGGUUCUGCAGGGUCAGAACCAUCAGUUCCUGCUGCCUCAGUUGCAGGCAGGGGGCCAGAUCUUGACCCAGCACCCUGGUGGCCACAUCAUCACCAGCCAGGGCCCCGGAGGGCAGCUCAUCGCCAACCAGAUCCUCGCUGCCAACCAGAACAUCAACCUGAGCCAGGUGUUGGCCUCGCAGGGGCACCCUGGCACCGCCCACAUCCUCUCUGGACACAUCCAGCUGCAGCCCGGCCAGAUGGGUCACCCCACUCUCUUCCAGAUGCCUGUCACGAUAGCCCAGACCCAGACACAGACCCACCCUGUCACGGGCCAUGCCCAGACUGUUAUCCAGGGCAUGCCCAUCCAGAACUCCCUGGCCAUGCUGAGCCAGGUGGAGGGCCUGAGCCCGGCCGUCAGCUUGCAGCCUGCCCUGCAGCCCCAGGCGGGGGGAGUCCCCAGCAGCAGCGGAGCGGCCGUCAUGGCCCAGGGCCAGCCCGGGGAGAGCAUCACCGUGCUGGGGAGCACCACAGAGCAGGCUGCUCAUCCCUCCUCCGUGGCCGUGUCGGUCCCCUCGUCCUCUCCGUCCUUGUCUGUGUCCACCUCGUCCUCCGUGAGUGCCAUGGGGCUGGGCCAGGCCCAGCACAGCCCAGGCAGGGUGCUGUUCACCCCCCAGGGCUCGAGCAUGAUCCUGAGCCAAGAGUCCCUGCAAAUGUUCCUGCAACAGGACCAGCGCCAGCAAACAGAGAAUGACUGCACCCCCUCUGUGGGCAUACCAGCGUCUGUUAUCGUCAGCAGCAGCACCUCUGAUCUGGCCCCCUCAGGCCAUGACGGCCUCAUAUCUGAGGCUCAGGUGGGCCACAGCCUCUGCCCCUCCCCUGGCCCCACCCACAUGGCAACAGUGGUAAAGCAGGUUCCUCCCACUGGUCACCCACAGCCCCUGCGAAUCCAGAGCAUGUCCCCCUCUCAGCCCCUGGCCACGCACACAGCCCCCCCUCCACUGGCAGACAGCCCCCAGCCUUCCCACUCCCCGCUCACCCUGGGUCAGCACAUCCAGUCCCCGCACCACCACCAGCAGCACCAGCAGCACCAGCAGCCCCGCCCCCCGUCUCAGCCCCAGGCCCAGGCCCAGACUCCAUCUCGCUCCUGCACACCCUCCUCCCUCCCCCCUCUCUUCAUCGUCCACAACCAGCUCCCCGGGUCCCCCCAGCCAGCCCCUCAGCCCCAGCAGCAGCAGCAGCAGCACCCCCCGCCGGCUCACAUCCAGGUCCAGCUCCAGCUGCAGCCCCAGGCUCGACCGCCCUCGCAGCCCGCUCCCUUCCAGCCCGACAUGCCUCCCGCCUCCUGCUCCCCCAAGCCCCCCCAGGCCCCUCCUCCGGCCCAGUUCCAGUUCGCGGCGCCCCCCCUCAGCACUGUGGUGAAGGCCCAGGUGCCUCUUCAGGGGCUGACCGCCGAGCAGCAACACCACCUCCAGCUGGUAGCGGCUCAGCUCCAGACGCUGUCCACCAUCACCCAGCCCUCGCCUCAGCAGAAGCAGCUACUGGAGAAGCUGCACCAGGUGCAGCAGAACAUUCUCCUACAGGCCAAGCAGCUUCCGUUUGGCUCCCAGCAAGAUGUGCCUGUCGCUCCGGGUGUGACAUCAGCAGCCAGCGCUGGCACACCUCUCCAGCUCCCCCCACUUCUGCAACAGACAUCAGUGCUCGUCAAGACCCCUAUCACAGCAUCCAACGACCUGCAGGUAUUCUCAGGAUCCCAAGGACCCUGUGGGCCAGUUAACCAGGUGGUUACUCCAGCCAGCCUUACACAAUCUGUACAGACGACAACUUUGAAGAUGCCUUUCUGCAUGGAGCCCAGCAAGGAAGCCAGGAUGCUGGAGCAGCUUAGGAAGCAGCAGGGGUCUGUUCUGUAUCCAGACCAAAGCGCUCCGUUCCGCUCCUUCGAGGACACUCUGCACAGACUGCUGCCUUAUCACCUCUACCAGGGCACCGCGUCCUCCCCCCACGACUACCGCAGAGUGGACGAUGAGUUUGAGAGCGUCUCCAGUCAACUCCUGAAGCGAACGCAGGCGAUGAUCGACAAGUACCGCCACCUGCUCUUCGAGGAAUCCAAACAGAGGCUGGGUCCCUCGGCAGAGAUGGUGAUGAUCGACCGGAUGUUCAUCCAGGAGGAGAAGAUCGCCCUGGGUCAGGACAGGGUUCUGGCCAAGGAGAGACCAGAGGAGUAUGUUGCCAACUCGCGCAUAUUGGAGAGUGUGUCUGCCGUGUCCUCCCAGCACCCCCCGCCUGCUGCCCUCAGCUCUGGGAGGGCUGGAUUUACUGCAACAGAGCCACCUACCGUGCCCACGGGAUCUACCCCAACGCCUGCUCCCCCGGUCCCCCCCCCAGCCCCUGCCCCCGCCCCCAGCACGACCCCCGCCCCGGCACCGCCCCCAUCCCACUUCCCCUCCACCAAGCUGGUGAUAAAGCAGGGUGGAGGGGGGGCUUCGGUGUCCUGGUCCAGUAGCUGCUCUCCGGCCCCUGGUCCAGGGGUCAAACCCCCCGCGGCUGAGGCUGCCAGGCAGAGCUCAUCCUUCAGCCGCGCCCCGCCUCCCUCGUCGUCCUACUCCUCCUCCCGAUUGGCCGAUGACGACGACGCUCUCCCUCAGCGAACUAGCAAACCGCCCAUCAAGACCUACGAGGCCCGCCGACGAAUCGGCUUGAAGCUGAAGAUCAAACAGGAGGCGGGCUUUAGCAAGGUGGUCCACAACACCGCCUUGGACCCGGUCCACACUCAGCCCCAACACAACACCCAUUCCCAGCCCCAGCCUCAACCCCAGCCUCAACCCCAGCCUCAACCCCUAGCGAAGGCCAGCCCCGCAGCCCCUUCCAUCACUACUGUGAUCAGGACUCCUCCCACAACUUGUAGUGCUGCUUCCUCGUCAACGACCUCUGUCGAAACCACACAAUCCAACCUCACCCAGCGAGGCGAGGCUCCCCCCAGCGCUGCCCGCCCCCCCUCCUCCUCCUCCUCCCACCCCUGGUCUUCCUCCACCCCCUCCUCCACCCCCUCCAUGGCUCAGAUGAACGGGACUUUAGAGCACCACGACGUCAGCGGAGUCAAACGCAACCCCGCCUCCACGGCGACCCCGCCCCAGACCACGUGUCGCCUGCCUCUACGGAAGACCUACCGGGAGAACAUCAGCCCCCGCGUCCGUCCGGGGGUACCGGGGGGAGGGGGCGACAGCCUGCCUUACCCCAGGCCUGUCUCCUCUCCCCCCAAACCCCAGACGCCAUCCUCCCCCUCGGCCUCGGACAGGACUGUGAUAGCCAGUGUGAAGCUGGAGAACAGAGGCAGCAGGGAGGCCUCUCACCCACACGCUGAGCCAGGCCUCGAGGGGGGGAGGCUGGGGAACUCGGUCGACGCCCUGGGCCACGUCUUCGCCCCCGGCGUCAAAGCCCCCCUGCAGCCUCAGCGGCGCUCCGACAGGGAGGAGGAGGAGGAGGAGGCGAGGCAUGCGGACCCUGGUGCUGACGCGGGGAAGUACAAGAGGGUCAGCAGUAAAAACAGACAGAGGGAAGGCGGGCCGUUUCGGAUGGACCAGCACGCCCCCGGGCCGCCCUCCCCGGCAGAGUCGUCCUUCGCCAGGGACUCUUCGCUUCCUGCCAAACGCUGCAAGUCCGAUUCCCCCGACAUGGACAACGCCAGCUUCUCCAGCGGCAGCCCGCCCGACGAGUCUCUGACCGACCACCUGCAGAGUGCCAUCGACAGCAUCCUCAACCUGCAGCAGGGGCCGUCCACCCGCCAGGGCAGUAAAAGUGGCAGCUCCCGGUCCCACCACCAGCGGCCAGGCGCCUCAGGGGCCUCGUCCCACAGACCCUCAGUCCCCCCCUCGUCCUCCUCGUCGUCGUCCGCCUCCCUGGCCACCGGUCGCGGUCACAACGGCAGCCUGGUGCCCCAGACUCACAGCAGAUAACAGCCCCUCAGCCUGAGGGCAGACUGAUACACACACACAUACACAGACGGGGACAUUCUGAACAGAAUCACUGUGCUCUGCUGAGCUGUGUCGGCCUAGUUUGUCCAUUUGAAUUGUCCAAAAAGAUUUCUUUGUCGUUUACUACUUGACUCGGUACUCUCGCUGGGGCUGGGGCUGGGGGGGGGGGGU
This is a messenger RNA of Osmerus eperlanus (European smelt), 6158 nucleotides long. It is a transcript of the gene bicra, whose product is annotated as BRD4 interacting chromatin remodeling complex associated protein. Gene Ontology annotation, cellular component: SWI/SNF complex. Gene Ontology annotation, biological process: positive regulation of DNA-templated transcription. NCBI's taxonomy places the organism in Eukaryota, Metazoa, Chordata, Actinopteri, Osmeriformes, Osmeridae. The coding region runs from base 474 to 5969 and encodes 1831 amino acids. The record is from RefSeq and is a predicted model, not a curated record. The transcript is spliced from 14 exons.